This is a messenger RNA of Eleginops maclovinus (Patagonian blennie), 1316 nucleotides long. RefSeq names its product C2 calcium-dependent domain-containing protein 4C-like. Bases 701 to 1270 code for a protein of 189 amino acids. The transcript is spliced from 2 exons. The record is from RefSeq and is a predicted model, not a curated record. NCBI's taxonomy places the organism in Eukaryota, Metazoa, Chordata, Actinopteri, Perciformes, Eleginopidae.
CAAUUGAAAUGAGCCUUUUAUUAGUGUGUGAAAACGUGGCAAACUCCAGAUGGAAUCAUCUCGUUUCAGUAAUUCUAAUAUUGAAAUACGUGCUUUUGUUCUCCCCGGAGACUCGCCUCAUAAAGACACAUAUAUUAACUGAGUUUAAAGGACCUCAGUCUUUAGGUUCACCUCAGAUUUAUUAAUGAUAGAUCUUUAGUUUUAUCCUGUUGCAGGGAUUUAUAAGGUUUAAAUCCUUACAUUUCUUUACCUGAAAACACCAUUGUCAGCAAUGAUUUAGAUUAUAUUCAAGAGGAGAUGAAAUAAGACUAGUUUCAUGGGUUAACUGAAUAUAAUAUCUUUAAGAGGCUCUCAUGAUUCUGAGCAUAAAGGUCCAGGUUGAAUAUAAACCUUUAAUAUGAUUCUGUUCACAGGACUUUCUGUAAAGUGUGUUCAGGUUCCAGUUUAAAGCUGUCCUGCUGGUUCUAUAAAUCAAUGUGGAAACCUGGCGGAUCACUUAAAGAGACAGUAACCAUGAAGGUCACAUGAUGUGAUUAGUUUGGAUUCAGUGGGCGUGGCUAGAGUGAUUGGGGGCAUGUUCGAAUGGUGGGGGCGUGGUCCCAGUGAUUGGAUCCACCUGCUGCUGAUUAAACAAUUAUAUAUAAGCCAUCAGAAAGACUGAGUGUGGCAAACAAGGGAAAAUCCGACUGAAGACGUCACCAUGUCAACUGUUGGUUCCACUCUGCGGGUUCUGGUUCUCACUCCUCAGCGGACACCGGGUUUCAUCAUCCCGUCUCGCAGCCCUCUGCACUUACUGUCCCCGAGACGCUCUCCGGACCACCGCCGACUGCUGUCCGACCCGGAGGAGGAUGAAGAGGAGUGCCUGCACUCUCAACACCGCCCUCGCUUCCUUCUGCCUCGCCCCUGGACGCCCUGCCCCCCUGCCGCAAGAGGCCCCCCCACAGUGGCCUCGGAUACGGAUCUGUCAACACGUGCCGCCAUGUCGCUGCCUCACGUGGAGAAGGUGACUACUCCAUACGGGUUCAGAGCGGUGUUGGCCUCCAGCCCCUGCACCCGCCGCCGGGAGUCCCUGUUCCAUCGGCGACAACCUGGGGCCCCACAGCUAGACGUGCCCCCCCCACAGGUUGUGGCCCCCCAACAGAAUGAGGCCCCAGCCCCCCCCCACCCUGGCCCAGUGCCCAGGGUCCGGUCCCUUGGCCUGACGCUGCUGAAGGAGUUAAAGAAACCGACUGCAGCGCUGAGGGCUCGGAGUCCUCGCAGACGCACCUGAACGCCUCGUCCUGAUGUCUUGUCCUGUCAGUUUUUAAUAUUUAAUA